GUUGAAAUAUUUCAUGAUGGCCAAUUGGGCACUAUCUGUGAUGAUGCCUGGGAUGAUGAUGAUGCAUCCGUGGUUUGUCGCCAACUUGGGUUUGAUGGUGGUUAUGCUGAGUGGGGUGGUGCAUUCGGCCCUGGACUGGAUUGGCAACCCAUCUGGAUGAACAGGGUGGGAUGCAAAGGUGAUGAGUCAAGUAUUACUGCUUGCGGCCGUUGGGGAGGGCCCGACAGCUGGGGUAACCAUACCUGCUCUCACUGGGAAGAUGCAGGGGUUACUUGCUUCAACUGCCCUGGAUGCCCACAACAACACUCCCUGAGGCUAGCAGGCAACAAAACUAGAAGGGCGGCUUCAGGACAAUCAUGGAUAGAGGGCAGACUGGAGAUCUGGCAUAACCUGAAUUGGGGAACUGUAUGCUCUGAUUGGUUCCAUCGUAUAAAUGCUGAGGUGGCAUGUCGACUGAUGGGCUAUCAUACAGGAGAGCUGCUGCCACCAGAGCAGGCAGCAGCAUAUCUCGGGUCAGCCAUCCCGCCUAUCCAGCUUGACAAUUUGGACUGUCUGGGUAAUGAGACUUCAUUAGCUGACUGCAGUCAUAAUUCCUGGGGCUUCCAUGAUUGUAACCACAAACAAGAUGUGGCGCUAAGGUGC
Messenger RNA from Volvox carteri f. nagariensis, 642 nucleotides. RefSeq lists its product as uncharacterized. The transcript is spliced from 4 exons. Gene Ontology annotation, cellular component: membrane. The annotation marks the transcript as partial. Lineage: Eukaryota; Viridiplantae; Chlorophyta; Chlorophyceae; Chlamydomonadales; Volvocaceae. The record is from RefSeq and is a predicted model, not a curated record.